AUGGCUGCCUUGUGCUCCACCUCUGUGCCUGAGGGUUUCCACUAUGAGACUAAGUACAUUGUUCUCAACUACCUGGGCCUCCUUCCCCCCUCCCAGCUACUGUCCACUGCUGGCGGAGGAGAUGACCAGUAUGCUGUGGACAGAGAGAUAGAGAGAGAGCUGAACAGAGUGAUGAAAGGACAGAUAGAGGAAGAGCUGAGGCAACUGGAAGACGAGAUCUCAGCCUCCUUCUCCAGUACAGGCUUCGACUGCCACAUGUCUCCAGUGUUCAGCCCUGCCAACCCAGAGAGCUCCAUCGAGGACUGCCUUGCUGCUCUGGGCGACCGGGUGGCCAGAGACCUGGACACACACCUGGCCUCCGCUGUACACACACUCCUCAGUGCCCCUUUGGACUACGAGCGUUUCAGAGAAGCAGCACAAGACGUCUCCUGCCACACGCAGAGCGGCUGGACCAAGGUGCUGGUGCCUUUAGUGCUGCUGCAGGCCCUACAGGGAGAAGGACAGAUCCUGGCCACCCUGCUUCCUCUGGGGGUCAAUUUCCUGGAGGAGGCUGAGGCAGACUACAUCAUCCGGCAGGGAGGAUGGGGUACAGUGUUUAGCCUGGAGGAAGAGGAGCAGCAGGGCUUGAUCAUAGCCGAGGACAGCAACGACAUCUAUAUACUGUCUGGAGAGCAGCUUCCCACAUCGCUGCUGGGCACCGGAGACAGCAGUGGGUUGGGCAGCUGGCAGACAGAAAGCUUACCUGUGUCUCUGGCAGGCCACGAGUCCUGGGCACAGGUGGACAUGAUGGACCAUCCCGAAGACAUCAAGAGCCUGGAGAGCAACGAGGGCAACCUCGCAGAGGAGCGCAGCGAGAACAACUCUUCCAACUCUGACAUCGUGCACGUGGAGCGAGAGGACGCAGAGGAGGUUGAGGGCGGGGCAGAGGAGCCUGAGCUGCAGGAGAUCAUGCUGAGCGUGCUGGGGACGGAGAGCGAGCUGGCCGAGCUGAGGGCGGAGUUUAGGGAUGACACCCCGCCUCCUGUCCCAGCAGCUCCAGAGCCUGUGGUGGGAUAUCUGGAGGAGCCGGUCGUCGUCGAGACCCCUGCUCCCCUGUCGGCGGUCCCGUCAGAGCCAGAACCGCGUGCCCCAUCCACUGUCCCUGUGUCAGAGCCCGAACCCCCUGCACCAGCCCCUGUGGUUGAGCCUGCCCCUGUUGAGGCAGCACCCGCCAAGGUGCCCCCUACUCCCCAACCAGCAGAGCAAGUUCCAGAACCAGAGCCAGUCCCAAUGCCAGUCGCAGCAGCACCACCCCAGCCAGAGCCCGUUCCAGAGGAGCCCCAGCCUGAACCUCAGUCAGAGACUGUGCUGGAGCUGGCAGCAGCGCCUGUCCUGGAGGCACCCCAAGCCCCUGUGGAGACCCCUUUGGCCCCAGCUGAGGAGGCCCCAGUGCAAAUGGAACCAGAGCCCAAGUUGGAGCUUCCAGUGCUGCUUUACGGGGGAGCUGCCCUGGUGGCCCUAGCUGCUGUAGUGGCCUGGGUAGUCCUGACCCACCGGAAGAGGUAGCCUAGCGGUGCUCCUGACCUGGGCCCCAGACCUCACCUCCUCCCUGGUCCCUGCCUAGCUCACUGCAGGUAACCUGGGCUGCUGUGCUGCCAACGCCCGGUGCACACACCAUGGCAAAAUUAACUCUUCUCUCUCUCUCUCCGUUUUUGUUUUCCCCCAUUCUCAUCUCUGCUGAUCUGGCGUUUUGAUAUGUUUGUCUUCAGUUGUUCAUUGCUGCCUCUAUCACCUCAAACUGGAAAGGACAUAUUAUACAUUUUAUCUUGGUUUCUCUGUUGUGUGUUUUCUGGGUGUGUGGUUCUGUCCUGUGCCAUCUUGAUGCACAUGACCGAUACAAGCAGGGUGUCUGUUACCCUCUCGGCUGGAGCUUCGGUACCUCUUUGUCCUCAGAGCCUAGUGGGUGUAGCUCAAGUCACAAUUGCCAGUUCUGUUGCAAAAAAAAGUGUAGAGGAAAGGGCACCUAUUCCAAUAGAUUUUUCUAUCUGGAAUGAUUAGGGGAAAAGUAUGUUCUUGACUACCUUAUGUCCUCUGAAAAACAAUCCUGUCUUAAAGAGCAGGUUUAGAUGAGAUGAACGUGGUUAUGUAGAAUUUUUUUUAUGGCAGUUAACAUAAAAUUAGACUCAUUUUUGUUUUUAGAAUUAUGUAUGUGAUGUUGGGAUAUAAGAUUCACUACUGGAGACCCUGACGUGCCUGUAAAAUGACUAUCUGCAGAGUUAAAAGGGACAAAAUUCUUCAUAUAUAGCACUUAAUUGAGAUUAUUAAUAUCACACUAAAAUGUGAAGUAGAUAUAUUUAUGAUGAUCUACUCCCCCACUGUAUUAAUGGCUGAUUGCCAGUCACUUACAUUUAUCAUCAGUUGAUGUAGUAUUAUUUAGUAAAUUAUUCGGGAGGAUUUUUGGAAAAUGAGGGAUUCCACUUUAAGAUGUGAAUGGCAUGCCUUGACUCAAGGGUAUAUAUUUUCACAUGAAUAUAAUAUAUUAUCACUGUACUUAAUUUCAUUCAUUUAGCAAACACAUAUUUUGACACAUGAGUCUUCUCUUUUAUAUAGUGUUGUAAUGUAUGGUCAUAUUGCAGUAUUAUAAUAAUUGCAAUGAAAUAGAUUUGUUUUAAUAGUGUCAUAAAAAGGGACGAGCUGAGGAUAAAGAUUACCGCAGCUCACAGCCAGAGCCAUUGCGUUUUAUAACUUGCUGUCUCUUUGGUUUUGAGGGGACUGUGAUCAUGGGUGAAUGUGUUAUUCAACAUUCCAGGCAUGAAGAUGCAUCCUUGAAAAUAGAUGUAUAGAACUGUCAUUGGUCAUUCAAGUUUGUGUGUGAGUGACAACGUCAACCACUCCUAAAGCCAGUUUAACCAUGAUGGCACCAUGGUCAAUACUGUUCCAGGCACUGUGUUCUGUCGACAGGGAAUGGAGGGUUGGUAAUGACUGCACCAAGAUCCACUUUGUCUCUGUUUGGUGAAUUUCAUACUCAUAUGUUCAACUCAAAAGGUUUAAGAUUGAAAUAUUAAACAUGGAAGAUAUAGUCUGUCUACUUGAUUUAAUGUGAGACCUAUAUUAGAAGGAGAAAUGUUUUCUUGACUCAAUUUUAUGCUCUCAUUUCCAACUCGUGUAUUUUAAGAAAUAAGGCA
Messenger RNA from Salvelinus namaycush (lake trout), 3164 nucleotides. Its product is annotated as bcl-2-like protein 13. The transcript is spliced from 6 exons. The coding region runs from base 1 to 1545 and encodes 514 amino acids. The record is from RefSeq and is a predicted model, not a curated record. Gene Ontology annotation, cellular component: mitochondrion. Gene Ontology annotation, biological process: apoptotic process; regulation of apoptotic process. NCBI's taxonomy places the organism in Eukaryota, Metazoa, Chordata, Actinopteri, Salmoniformes, Salmonidae.